Pisolithus orientalis is the source of this 369-nucleotide messenger RNA. RefSeq lists its product as uncharacterized. The record is from RefSeq and is a predicted model, not a curated record. Bases 1 to 369 code for a protein of 122 amino acids. The transcript has 2 exons. Lineage: Eukaryota; Fungi; Basidiomycota; Agaricomycetes; Boletales; Pisolithaceae.
AUGAACAUACUGAAGUGGUUCACCAUCAGGGAGCAGGAUGGCUACCAGAAGAUCAUCAAGAGUUGCAAAUGGGCCAAGGCAGAUGGUUACAAGUGGUUGUGGAUUGAUACAUGUUGUAUUGACAAGCGAAGCAGUGUGGAACUCUCAGAGAAGUGCUACAUGUACCUCAACAAUAUCAAUGAACCUGCCUUUCCUACUAAGCAAGACAGCAAGAGGUUUGGCAGUUCUAAUGGUUGGCCCGAGUGGUUUUCUCGUGGCUGGACACUUCAGGAGCUCAUUGCUCCAAGGAAAGUCAAAUUCUUCAACAACAAAUGGGUGUCCAUUGGCACAAAAGAGAACUGGGCAUCCCUAUUAGAGGCCAUUACAUGA